UGCUUGUACACACACCCCAGUGUCAUGAGGUACUCGAGGUUGGGGUGAUCAUCAACACACGAGAACAUUUGAUCGGACACGUCGCACACAUUUGUGCACAGGCACAAUAAAGCUGUCACCGUCCACGCUUCGAGACACAACCGCAGCUGAAACUUCACUUCAGAUGGCCAGAACAUUGUUUACCUUUCUUCCUUUUAGGGCGUGAAGACGACGCGAGCACAAUUGUAUCCUGUUUUCGUUAUGCCUUCGAUAUACCGUCUCUUUUCAUCUUAGUAAGUUUAUUUGUACACAAACUGUGUCCAUCAUCAUGGCUGAAGACGAGCUCAUGUUUUGUAUGGAGGAGGUGGGCAACGUUAGGGAUGUGUGUGGUAAGAGCAGGGUGUCUUUUCAACAUCAAAAUGCGAGCGAUGAUGAGGAAGAUGAGAUCUGCAUUUGCCCCAUCACCGAUGACCCCGUCAUACCAACCAAAGGCACCUGUGACUACCAAAACAUCCAGAACAAGCAGCUUUCUAAUUCUGUACCCAAAAAUUCCUUCAGUUACAAGAACAAAAACGAAGACGCAAACUCUAUCAGGUUUGGCUCUUUAACUGAGAAAGGUCGGGCCACUUGGAAACAUGCUAUUGAGAAGGCCAAAGCCAUGCCAGAUCCUUGGGCCGAAUUUCAUUUGGAGGAAAUCGAAACUGAGCGCUGCACACGAUACAGAUAUAAUGCUGUUACUGGUGAAUGGGCGAAGGACGAAAUAUUUAUUAAGAUUUCCAAUCAGCCUUUUGGAAGAGGAGCCAUGAGAGAAUGCUUCAGAGCGAAAAAGUUGUCAAACUUUUCCCACAGCCAUAACUGGAAAUCUGCCUCAAACUAUGUGGCAAAGCGCUACAUGGAGACAGUGGACCGAGAGGUUUACUUUGAGGACAUCAGGUUACAAAUGGAAGCGAAAUUAUGGGGUGAGGAGUACAACCGCCACAGACCUCCCAAACAGGUGGACAUCAUGCAGAUGUGUGCUGUGGAAAUGACCGGGCGUCCCGGAAGUCCUUUGUUUCACCUGGAGCAUUAUAUUGAGGGGAAGUACACCAAGUACAACUCUAACUCCGGCUUUGUGAGGGAUGAUAACAUACGUCUUACACCUCAGGCAUUUAGUCAUUUCACAUUUGAGCGGUCUGGACACCAGCUGAUAGUGGUGGACAUUCAGGGUGUUGGUGACCUCUACACAGACCCUCAGAUCCACACUGAGAAGGGAACUGACUUUGGAGACGGCAAUUUGGGUGUCCGUGGCAUGGCUCUUUUCUUUCACUCACAUCUGUGUAAUAAGAUCUGCAGAAGUAUGAGUCUCGCUCGCUUUGACCUGUCACCAGCUGAAAUGGCACAACUGGACUGCACAAACAAGCUGCUGAAGUCAGCUCAGACGGUUCUCCGUGGCUCUGAGGAACAGUGCGGUUCCCCCAGGGUGAGAACGAUUUCGCUCGGUCACAUGCCACCUCUUCUGACCCGCCUCUCUGAGACCUCAUCGGUUGAAGAGAACAGCGACACAGACUCGAUUCCAUGUUCUCCAAUGAGUAUGGGUGUCUCUGUAGACCGAUCGCCCAUGGGCUGGUCAUUUAUGAAUGAGAUGAAUGAAUCGCAUCGAGCUAACACAGAUCAACAGGAGUCGGAGAACGGAGGAGACAGCGGUUACCCUAGUGAAAGACGCAGUGAAGGAGACGCUGGUGAACAUCAGCACCAGGGCCGUCCUCUCUACAACAGACAUUACUCAGAAUCGGAUGAAGACAGUGUUCGUCGGCUGACAGAAGAAAAAUGGACGUUUUACCAUUCAUCUCGCUCACACAUACACAGACCCUCGUGUGUAGCAAUGGAGGUGGAGAGACUCAACGCGAUGGUUCUUGAAAGAAAAAUCGGUAAAUCCAUUCUGGGCAAGGUCCAUCUGGCUAUGGUCCGGUAUCACGAAGGCGGGCGCUUUUGUGAGAAGGAUGCACCAUGGGAUCAGAUUUCUGCGCUGUAUCAUCUGGAGAGAGCGGCCAUGUGUGGGGAACUGGAGGCUAUAGUUGCUCUCGGCCAAUGUUGUCUUCAGUUGCCACACCACGUCUUACCUGAGAUCGAAUUGGAGGAAUCUGAGGAAAACAAGAAGAAAGGUUUUCGCUUUCUGCUGCAGGCCGCUGAGGCGGGAGACAGGCCGAGUAUGAUUCUAGUGGCACGGGCAUUCGACACCGGUCUUAAACUUCCUUCUGAUAGGACCGUGGACUGGAAGCACGCUGUGCACUGGUACGACUGCGCUCUUAAGAUGACAGAUUAUGAUGAGGGUGGAGAGUAUGAUGGCAUGCAGGAUGAGCCACGUUACCUUCUGCUCGCCCGAUUGGCUGAGAUGUAUCAGGACGGAGGGUUCAGCCUGGACCCGGACCCUCAAAAAGCAGGGGAUCUGUUCACGGAGGCAGCUGAUGCCGCUAUGGAAGCUAUGAAGGGCCGACUGGCCAAUCAGUACUACAUGAAAGCAGAGGAGGCGUGGUCUAUGGUGGAAGAGUGAUAGAUCGUAUAUGCAGCUGAUUUCCUGAGAUCACGAAAAUGGUUAAUAUUUUGCACCUGCUUUCUGUUUACAUGAUCUUUCUCAAUGCCUUAAUAAUGCUUUCCUUGGGUCAGGCAUGUUCACUUUACAAGUAAUGGUGAUCUGCAAUUAUCAUCUUCCAAUGAAUGUGAAAAUGGCGCAUAGAAAAGAUGAUUCUUGGUCAGUGCUAUACUGAGGUGCUAACUCUAUUGGUUAACUUUAAGAUAAAAAUAAAUAAUAAGUAAAUGUUAAAUUGUUUUACGUUGAGAUUACCUGCUAAUAAUUACGCUUGUCGCUAUUUGCUUGUUUUCGACUGGGUGUUUCCUUAAUGAAUGCAUUAGAUCAGAUUUUUCUGGAUUGUCGGCAUCAAAAGCUAUUUUAAUAACUUGUCAAACAACUUUCAGAAUUCAUUAUAAUUUAGGUGUGUACUGUUGUGCAUGUGGUACAUUUUAGUAAUUUCUUUUAGAACUACGAUGGAUGAAAAAUAAAUACAUUUUUUAAAA
Messenger RNA from Misgurnus anguillicaudatus (oriental weatherfish), 3030 nucleotides. RefSeq names its product eukaryotic elongation factor 2 kinase (gene eef2k). The record is from RefSeq and is a predicted model, not a curated record. Gene Ontology annotation, biological process: protein phosphorylation; myosin II filament disassembly; response to differentiation-inducing factor 1. Gene Ontology annotation, molecular function: ATP binding; calmodulin binding; calcium ion binding. Lineage: Eukaryota; Metazoa; Chordata; Actinopteri; Cypriniformes; Cobitidae.